Molecule: messenger RNA, 807 nt
Organism: Mytilus californianus (California mussel)
Lineage: Eukaryota; Metazoa; Mollusca; Bivalvia; Mytilida; Mytilidae
Exons: 6
Coding region: 137-790 (217 amino acids)
Source: RefSeq, a predicted model, not a curated record
AGGCGGUUAUAAAGAAUAGAGUAUAAUAGGCAAAAUAGAUAAAGAAUAGGAAAAAAAUACAAAAAGUAAAAACACCUGUUAUUCCUGAUUUCUUUUACAGAAAGAUCUCAAUUACGUCGACUCAUGUGUUAGAGUGAUGAUCCUGCUAUUGGUAUUAACAGUGUUACCUGUUUGUAUAUAUGGAGAUAUUUGUACUGAUAGCAAAAAACUCGAAGAAAUUGCUACUAAUUGUGCUACAAAAGACAUUCUCUCGUUCUACCAGUCAACAACAACAGAGGCUAAGUGUGGAUAUUUGCUGAAUAAUGUACAGAUGUGUGUAUUCGAUACAGUCAAUAAUACAUACGACAAGAUCUGCUCGGCCAAAGACAAACACCAAAUGAUUGUGGACUUCAAAGAUGAAGUGAUGCAAUUUCUACAGUUUGAUAUUAAUUUAUGUAUACCACAGAGAUCAUGCAGCAAUAUUGUGUCAAUACUUUACUACCUUCCUGUAAUAUGUGAAUCUGUAUAUUACCAGUUUGUCCAGACGGGAAACUGUAGCAUAUAUUUAGAUAACAUAAAUUGCUACAAAGACAACAUUAAUACAACUGAAUCCUGUGACAACAGUGUUAUGGAUGGUAUUAUCAAGUCUAAUAUAGAUAUGUGGAAGGGAUCCACUAAACAGCAAGCCAAUUGCCCAGGUUUUACAGAGUCAGAGGACGGGGAUACCAGUUCUGCAGAUACGAUGACGUCAUAUUUUUACAAACUCUUUUGUUUCUUUCUUUGUUUACCUUUUGUUUUCGUGAUUCUUUAAUAAAAUUGUUUUUUGUA